AUGAACAAUUUUAACAUUUUCCUAAUUAUUGGUGUGGCAUUUUAUUUUGCUACCGUAACGUCUGGUUGCCCAAAUUGCAUACCAGUUACCGAUACCACAAAGAAGACCCAAUGCCCUAAUACCCCUAUCUGUUCCAAGCAAAAGCGAAGUAUUGUCUGCCCACCCUGUAUACCAGAUACCGAUAACGCAAAGAUCCAAUGCCCUAAAACCCCUAUCUGUGCCAAACAAAAGCGAAGUAUUGUCUGCCCACUCUGUAUACCAGAUACCGAUACCGCAAAGCAGAUCCAAUGCCCUAAAACCCCUAUCUGUGCCAAACAAAAGCGAAGUAUUGUCUGCCCACUCUGUAUACCAGUUACCGAUACCGCAAAGCAGAUCCAAUGCCCUAAAACCCCUAUCUGUGCCAAACAAAAGCGAAGUAUUGUAUGCCCACUCUGUAUACCAGAUACCGAUAUCGAAAAGAUCCGAUGCCCUAAAACCCCUAUCUGUGCCAAACAAAAGCGAAGUAUUGUCUGCCCACUCUGUAUACCAGUUACCGAUACCGCAAAGCAGAUCCAAUGCCCUAAAACCCCUAUCUGUGCCAAACAAAAGCGAAGUAUUGUCUGCCCACUCUGUAUACCAGUUACCGAUACCGCAAAGCAGAUCCAAUGCCCUAAAACCCCUAUCUGUGCCAAACAAAAGCGAAGUAUUGUCUGCCCACCCUGUAUACCAUUAACCGUAGCUGUCCUCUACCAAACAAAGUGUCCUUCUACCCCAUUUUGCAUCAGAGAAAAGCGAAGUACCAACGAUUGUCCACUGUGCAUACCAUCACAUUUGGUACACCACUACACUAAGCACAACCUUUGCAUUGGCACGCCUGUUUGUUCCAAGAAAAAAACGCAAGGCAAAAUGAAACGAAGCCCAGAUGUAUGUCCACUCUGCAUACCAUUUCAUAUGAUAGACUUCUACAAAACGCAUAAAUCUGAAUGCGCUACCAAGCCUAUUUGUGUCAAGAUGGGAGCAACAAAAGACAAGGUGAAACGAAGCCCAAAUGGAUGUCCAGUCUGCAUACCAUUUCAUAUGAAAGACUUCUACAAAGACCUGUGUCCUAAUACCAGUAUCUGCGUCAAAUCUAAG
This is a messenger RNA of Paramuricea clavata, 1113 nucleotides long. Lineage: Eukaryota; Metazoa; Cnidaria; Anthozoa; Malacalcyonacea; Plexauridae. The record is from the annotation of a GenBank genome assembly.